Molecule: messenger RNA, 2515 nt
Organism: Sycon ciliatum
Lineage: Eukaryota; Metazoa; Porifera; Calcarea; Leucosolenida; Sycettidae
Exons: 1
Coding region: 542-1792 (416 amino acids)
Cellular component (GO): Golgi membrane
Molecular function (GO): hexosyltransferase activity
Source: RefSeq, a predicted model, not a curated record
CGGCUUUGCAUUAUGCGGUAGAGCGUGAUAUCUGAAAACAGUUUCUUUGGGAAAGAGAUUGUUUGUUGGUUUCUUUCUACGAAGUGAAUCUUCCAGGGAUAGAAUGUAGAUGCUGACGGGCGAGUCAUACCGAUGUAUGAAAAAGUGAGGAAUAUCGCUAAAAGAAACUUCUUUUGUUCGUUGCACUAGCGACUGCUGUUGAGAGAGCGUGAAAAGUUCUCUGUGGGAACUGAGUCCUGGAGUAAUUGCUACCCAGUCAAUAUCCACUCUCCAAGUAGUGCACUAGUGGAUGCUGAACACUGUCAUGUAAUGCUGUUACUCGCCACUGCGCGCUGAGAAAGCAGGCCGAGGGGUAGAACUCGUCAGGGUUUCCAUAACUGACACUUUCAUCACGGAGCCGUAUCAUCACUGUCAGAAUGAUGCGAUAGGCGGCGUUAGCGAGCUGUUUCAGGACUGUCUCUCGUUGCUGAUGUGGACACUAUUGGCGUGUACACCACCGUCCUUGAAUUUCUCUUGUACGGAUUAACGUUUCUUUGCAACCAUGUUUCAACAGUCGCUGAAGAAGCCAGAUGGCGAGCGCAAGCCAUCACUAAAGCACAUAAUGUUCUAUUGGAGUUUGGUGUUAAACGUGAUUAUUGGCGUGCUGCUGGCACUGACCUUUUAUGACUUGAUGUAUGGACAACCACCUAACAGCGAUGCUAGCGACUUAGUCACGGAAAAGCGCCCGCUAAUAGGCGGUAUUGUUCGCCAGCGACUGAACAAACAAGGCGACAGUCAACAGACCAGCCAUGAAUCCAUAACGUCUCUGUUGCGUGCAUCCAACGGUCAGCCCUCCGAGGUCCACAGCCAGGGCCCACUACGGGAGAAAUCGGACGAGUGGAAGAAGCUCUUGGCCGGCAAGAUAUCCGAGAAGACGCAGAACUCCGCAUCCGAUUUCUUCUCGCUGCAUCGCACCAAUCCAAGCUCCGACGAGCAAGAACAGCGUACCGCGGGCAGCAGCAGCAACAGCAAACAAUCCUGCAGUGAUCACAAGCAAUCUCAGUGUGAGAUGUGUGCCGGUGUAGGCAGCUCGUGCUGUAAUGGCGUCGAGCGGAAAGAGGUGUACCUGGCCAUCAUGUGCAAGUCGGCGCCGCUGAAUUCAAAGAGGCGCCAAGCCGUGCGAAUGGCCUGGGAUCAAAUGAUUCUCGUGGACCGCUUCUACGCAGAGUACGUUCUGGAACCGCAGGUGUACUUUGCUUUCAUUCUUGGCAAGAUGAAAACAAAGAAUGAAGCACAGGACAAAGUAAUCAACGACGGUGUUGAAGGUGAGGCCAAUAUCUAUGGGGAUAUGAUCGUGGGCGACUUUGCGGACUCCUACACCAACCUGACAACCAAGCUACUGUUUGCGCUGGACUGGCUGAAGUCCAACUUGCGCUUCCGCUACUUGAUGAUGGCGGAUGAUGACACGUUCAUCAACGUGUUUGGUGUCUUGCAAUGGCUCGUGAUCAGCCCCGAGCACAGCUUCUAUGCGGGCAAGUUGGAGAAGGAUGUCCUGGUGGUAAGAGACCCUGAGUCAAAGUGGUAUGUAGACCGCGGGUUCUACGGACCGGAGACGUACCCGCCCUAUCACCAGGGCUUUGGCUAUGUUGUGUCCUGUGAUGCCAUUCAGCACGCUAUGAAGUAUUUGUCAGCCAUUCCGCUAUUCGGCAUUGAUGACACAGUCAUGGGGAUGCUAAUGUAUGUGAUCACUGUCAAGCCGAUCAACAUGCCGCGCUUCUUCCCUGCGCCGUAUCAUUGCCAGAUGGCUGGCUGACCAUCCACUCGUCAUUGGCGACACUGAGCUGGAUGGGUUCGUACGCUACACUCGUGACAUUCUCUACAUUGGCUGUCCAGUGUGUCAGAAGAAGAGUGCUGACUCUGGAGCACCAUCCAGAACAUAGUACCUAGCACUGAAGUCCCCGGCACAAAGCGGGUGACAUGUGCAAUAAUCCACCACUCUCUGAACUGGUCAUGUGCAAGUCACAUACAGUGUAGUCGUAACAGUUCCAGCAGCCGUCGCUGUGUAUAGUUGGUACACUGCCUGGCAGCGGGUGGUUGGGUAAGGUCGCAAAUCAAUGCACGGACUGAUGGGCUGCCAUCUCCGUGUGGCUGGCCCCACGCCAUUACCGGGCCAACUCGGUAGUCGGAUAUCAAAUGUACCGCUACUGUUUCAGUUAUAACGCCAUUUUAAAAUGAUUUCUUUCACUAUGCUAAUGCAGCAUACCCAGGCAAUCUGUUGAGCAGUAUCUGCAGCAGCAUCAUCGGUUCUUGAGUCAAUUGUCAUUGUCAUGAUUUAUCCACUGCUAGCUGGUAUUGUUUGAAAAAAUAAUUUUAGUACCGUAACGUAUUGCAGUAAGAUUCUCCAGAGCCCAGGCCUGCGCCUCCUAUUCUCCAGAGCCCAGGCCAGCGCCUCCUAUUCUACAGAGUACAGUGCAAGUCCUUGGCCACGAAUCUCUACAAAUUCCAAAAACUAUGUGUGAAUGCUUUCAGAAUUCUA